AACUCGCGUUUGUCAUUCUAACGAUAUUAUGAUAAGUCGCAACGAGCAAAUAAGCAUUAAAAUUUUUUUUUUGAAAUGUUGUGGUUGAUUAACCGCGUCUUUCGUAAUUUUGAUUUUGAACGAACGAAUCGUACGAUUAUUGUGAUUUGCGAACUUCUUUCCGGUUAUUUUUGUAAAAAAUAUCAUUAUUUUUAUUUUAGUUAGUAUAGGUACACGACACACGUACAUAAUAAUGGCUUUGUGUCCUCUUACGUCCACACAAGUUUUGGAGUUCUUGCCUUUGAACACGUGGACCGAGGUUUAUUUGCAACCAAGUAAUUUUAAAAAUGUAUGUUUUGUUUCAACCUAUCAUAAAAUGGAAAAGAGAAAGAAAGACAUGCAAUUAAUUUCAUCACAGAGUAGCUUAUUUCAUAGAGUUACACAAUUUGAAGUAUUAAAAAUAGUAGCUGUUGAAAUUGAAGGCAAAUGGUUCAGAGGGAAACUAAUUAGUUACAAUGAAUUUCUAACUGACAAUACCAUAAUUCAAUUAAUUGAUUAUGGCAAUGUUUAUGAAACUAAAUUAGAAAAUCUGUUUGACCUUCCAUAUUAUUUUAUGUAUGAACCAUUAGCUUUACCAGUCACAUUUAAAGAUUUUAUUCCAAAGAAAACAACAUUUUCUAUAAAACCCCUUCUGUCAGAGAGUAAUCUACAUGAAGGAGCUGUUCUUGUUCAUGUUAACAGUAAUGAUACAAAGUUGGAAAAAAGUGUUGAUGAAAAACAAUUAUUUAAAUCAAAAAAAGACAUUAACUCAGCGAAUGAUACAAAAAAUAUAAGUGUAAAAAAUAAUAUAACCAAUGGUCAUGAUAAUAAUAAAUCAAGCUCAUAUGUAUCUAGAACUUUAAAAAGAGUUAGUUUCAGUAGCAAAGAAAAACUGAACAAUGUGCCAUUAAAAAAUGAGGAUUAUUGCAUUUUGACUUAUUUCGAAGAUUUUACUUCUUUGUAUGUUGGAAAAGCUAUAAAAUGUGACAAUGGCAGUUACGAUUUCGUUGAUAUCAAUACUUUAUUAAACACUGCUAAGAGUACAGAUCAAAUACUAAAGUGUAAUCCAGUUGUGGGAGACGUGGUCAAAGUUUUUUCUAAAAAUGAGGAUUUAUUAUUCAGAGCAAAAAUAUUAAAAAAUAUUAAAGGUUGUUAUGAUGUUUUCUAUAUUGAUUAUGGAAACAUUGAAACAGUUCCAUCAAAUGUUAUAUAUGAAUUGGCUGAUGAAUUGAAGAAGAUGCCUGGAAUAGCUGUUAAAAUAGGACUCAGUGAUUUAAAAGAUUUUCAAAUAACCGAGCAAAUUAAAGAUAUGUUUAAAACAUUUUGUAACGCUGGAAAGCCAUUUAUGAUUGAGUUCAAUGAAAACUCUAAAAAUUGUCUAGAAAAUGUGAAAUUAAAAGAUAUAGAAAAUGGAUCAUAUAUUAAUUCUAAAUAUUUAAUGAAACGUAUAGCAUCACAAACUGAAGAAUUUAUUCAAAUACCACAAAAUAUUACUGAAAACGAGACAGUGCUGAUAAACACACCAGAACUAGAAGUCACAUCAAAUAUUGAAUUGAGAACUGGCGAUACCGUUUUUUGUACUCAUUCUGAAGAUUUUAACCUUCCCGAAUGUUCUAAAAAUAAUACUACACCAGGCAAUUGUAGUAUGAUAAUUAAUUCUAAAAUGACAAAUGGUUCAAACAGGGUUUCAAAUAACUGGCAAAGUGGUGAUCAUGUUGAAUUUCUAUAUGGAAAUAAUGUCGAUAAUAUUUUUGUAAGAAAUAUAAAAUUAUAUGAAGAAUUUAAAAAUGUGUUGGACCAACUAAAAGAAGAAAAUUAUGAACAUUACAAACCAAUAGUCGCAAAGCCUUGUGAAUAUGUGGCAGUAUAUUCUGGAAUUUAUAGAGGGAUUUAUAGAGCUAGGGUCUCGAUGCCAGAUUCUGACAAUACAAAUAUUAUCAAAUGUACUUUAAUUGAUUUUGGUAAAGUUGAUAUGAUUCCAUCUAAAAAUGUAUUUGCAUUGCCUAACUAUGUUUUGUUAAACAAAAUACCAACAAUGGUUCGUAGAGUUUCACUUAGUGGUGUACACAAGACCUCAAAUAUUAAUAUGAUAAUCCAAUAUCUGUCUUCAUUGAAAGGAAAAACAUAUAUUAUGGAAUAUGAUAAAAACCCUAGACAAUGGAAUAGACAUAAAGUCAUAUUAAAAGACUUACAGAGCAGUGUAUCUCUUAAUGAUGAAAUCCAAAAGUUAUAUUAAAGUGAAUCGUCUCCUAGAGGAAAUUUUCUUCAGCACAGAAGAUUGAAUAGAAAUACCUAAUAAUUAUAACUAUUAUAUUUUUUUAAAUUUAAUUAUGAAUUUUGAUAUUCAUCAAUUACAAUUUUGUAACCCUCACAGCAGUAUCUUUCAAUGAAACCAAUGUAAUGAAUAUUUGUUUUAAAUUAAAAAAUGUACCAACACUUUAAUAAAUAUUAAAGGAA
Molecule: messenger RNA, 2475 nt
Organism: Acyrthosiphon pisum (pea aphid)
Lineage: Eukaryota; Metazoa; Arthropoda; Insecta; Hemiptera; Aphididae
Exons: 15
Coding region: 233-2254 (673 amino acids)
Source: RefSeq, a predicted model, not a curated record